Molecule: messenger RNA, 4131 nt
Organism: Mustela lutreola (European mink)
Lineage: Eukaryota; Metazoa; Chordata; Mammalia; Carnivora; Mustelidae
Product: spermatogenesis-associated protein 31D1-like
Exons: 4
Coding region: 184-2481 (765 amino acids)
Source: RefSeq, a predicted model, not a curated record
GAAGGACCAGGAGGAUGGAGGGGUCUUCUGAGCUAGUAGGUGGGGAGGGGCUCUGGACACACCUUGUUCAACUGUCCCCUCCCUCACCCUCAGAAACUCUUUGUGACAGUGCUCUGUGAUGUAAGCCUGGGGAGGAUAUAUAUUCAGCGUGUGCACAGUAUAGGCUGUCUUGUGAUUUAGACUAUGGAUUUCCAACACUGGAAUGUUCUCUCAUUUAUGAAUAGCGAUACCAAAACAUGUCUGAGCUCUGGCUCAACAUGUUGGGAGAUUGAUCCCAACUUCACCUUCCUGUGUGGUUUGGGAUUGCUCCUUCUGUUCCUGUGCUACCUGGUGGGGAUUCCAUUUCCAAAUUGGAAAAUCAAAACUACCCAAAAGCAUCAGGGCAGAGCCAAGAGAAGGAGGAAAGGAGGGACACUGGAAGAUGGCAGAUGGUACCAACGGGAAGUGGAGGAGGCCCGGAAGCUGAUCUCGAUUUUAAGAAGCCCCCUCGGCCGGCAUCAUGAUACCAUCCACUUUCGUCAACUGUUAUGUCCAGACCCCUCCUGUGAGAUAUGUAACAGCACAUCUGCUGAGAUCGAUCGGCUGCUGUUCCUGCAGGCUCUGGAAGAUUCUACUCCCUUGGCUUCCACAGCUUCUGUGACUUCUUCAUCAUUCACUCUCUCCACUGACUUCUCAGCAGUCCCUCCAGGAGAGCUAAUACCAGCUUCGCUGUCUGAGUCUUCCCCACCACCUGCCUCCAUCUUCUCACCUAACCCAGUGAUCCCUGUGGCUGAUUUCUUUCCACCCUCACCACCGGGUGAUUCUGUGCCACCAGAGCCCUUUCCUCCCUUGGAUUCCAAAUUCCCAAUGGACCAUUUCCCAGCCCAGCCCCCUGCCUUUCCACCUCCUGUCCCACCCCAUCAUGCCCAUACAGUGGACCGUAGCGUCCAAACAGAGACAGUGUCUCUAAAUACCCUUUCCCAAGAUGUCAGCCCCUUACCGGAGUUGUGGGAGCAGUGUCCAUAUCCUACCACCUCGGAAGAGGGCCAUUUACAGCAAACCCCCAUCCAGUUCUUCUGGGGUCUCCAAACUCCAAGUGGGUCCUUCUUCCCUGCUGCCUCCCCAGAGCAGGAAUCCCCAGGAGUUCCCCAUCCACUUCCUCCAUCCUUGCCUCAGAACCCGCCUCAACUCCUGCCUCAAACCCAGCCCCUACCUCUCCCUCAUGUCCAGCCCCAGGCCCACCUUCAAUCCCCACUCCCAAUCCUGCCAUCUGGUCCUCUACCUGACAUCAAAAUCUGUGGAGCUUGUUUCCACAGACCUCAAAAUGAGUCUGAGAGUCUGCCAUCAACAGAAAUGGAACAUCUAGAAUCGAACGUGUUGCAGAAGAUACAGAAACGUGUGUGGGGUUUACCCACUAUAGUCCAAAGAUCCCAGGAGGACUACUGUUCUUCUGCGUCUAACCCUUGUUUCAGCCACAAGGCCACCAAGGCUCAUGCUGCAGUUUCUGUCCCCCCUGGGCAGUUUCCUCUGAAUGAAGAGCUUCGGAGAAAACUGGAGUCUCAUCUUGAAGACAGGCUCAUCCUACACCAGAGGGGCCUAACCCGCAGGAUCUAUGAGUCUCUAGCACUGACUCUUCCACAGCUACCUGAGUCUCAGCGCCAUGGUGGACGCUCGUCAAUCUCUAAUAAGAGUCCGAUCAGAAGGAGUAUGUCAAAAAGCGUCUAUGUGGAGCUCCCAGAAGUUCUGCUAGAGGAGAGUUCCUGCAAAGAUGACCUGGACAAGGAUCAGGGACACAACACCGAGAAUGAUCUGGAGAAGGAUCAGGGACACAACACCGAGAAUGAUAUGGGGUAUGGUUCUGACCAAGAACAUAGCCCAUCCGUGAAAAACUCGAUGGUGGCUGUGGAGACUACGGGACAGAGACAACUUAAUGCUGUGAAAACUCUCCAUAAUUCAUGGCACUCCGUGGAGCAGACAUCACUCACUUCUAACAAAUCCCAGAAAGAAAGAAGACAGGGAAGUUUGCCACCAUCACAGGUUGAGGAUGACUCCCUGAAUAACUUCCAGGAGCUUCCCCUUGUUACACCUACGGCAGCACAGACGCUGGAAGAUCAUAUUAAAAAGCUUAAUAAGAGGGUGACUUGGGGCCUUCCCCCUAGGGUCCUUGAAUCCAUACAGCACUUUAAAUACAAAGAGUUUAAUGGAAGCUUGACAUCACUCCGUGGACACAAAGCAGGAACAGCAAAUUCAGCCCCCAUCCCCGAUCAUCCUUUCCCUGCCACCUCAACUGCGGGCAAGGAGGAACAAAGAAUUUUGAGGCCAUUAGCCUCUAAUAUAACCCAUCAGACUCCUACAUCUGUCCAACGUGACUCCAUAGGCAACAGAUGGCCCCCAAGGCCGCCUAAAAGGCAAGGUGCACUCAGACGGCCUACAAGGCAAGGUGUGCUCACAUGGGAGCCAAAGGUCAAAAGUGCAAAUGCCGAUACUGGAAGGGGACAGUAACCAGGCAUAAAGGGGAAGCAGCCAGAACCUGGUGGUGUGCCCACAGAGUAAAUAUUUCUCUAGUAACAUGUUGUCUGUUCUGUGUACUGUCUUGGGAGCAAUGGUUUUGGGCAAAUCAGUUCAGCCGUUAUUGAUUGCUUCCUUCAUCUUCUAAAAGGUGACCAAUCUCCUGGACCUCUUGGGAAAUAUGUAUCAUGUGCCCCCGAAAGCCCCCAAAGCCCAUUCUCCCUCUGAUGGGCUCUCUCUCCUGUCCCAUGGCUUAGCCUUCCUGAAAAUAUACAGUAGCUCACACCUCUCCCCCUGAAUGCUUUACACCCUUUACAGUAAGUCUUCUAUAUCGGAGGAGAAUCAAAGACAGGUAUAGCUUUCAGAAAAUAAUGAUUAAGACACUGAUGUUUCUUCACUGUUACUGUGUUAGCUUAAUUAUGACUUAGAAGUCAGUGAUCAGAGGAUCCCACAGGUGGAUGAACUCUGAGUGGGAGUGUUUUCGGGGGAUGGGGUGUUGUUCUUGGGCUGGUUGGGUCACUUAGCUGUUAGUGAUAGGAAUGUUGACAAGGCAGCUACCACCUUCCAGGAUAAGACACCUUUGAUGAAAUGAAAAGUUGAAAGAGAAACCUUGCUGGUAGAACAGAAGUUUAUGUCUAAUCAUCCCCUUCUCAGGACUCUGUCCUGCUUCCCUCCUUCCUCGUCUGAUCCAGGCACCACCACUUUGAGGCAGACUGGAAUCUGGCACAGCCUACUGAUGCCUUAUACCAAAAAGUCAUGGCUCUGUUAUUUGAGUAUGCAAGCAAUACCUGCAGGCUGUCAGGCAUGGCAUCCCCUUUGGGGGAAGGUGAUCUUGGUGCCUGCCUUCCAUCCACACACGAUGACAAUAUAUAAGAUACGGCCUUUACUAUGGCUAGGAUGGCGGUAUGCCACCUUCAAUAUUCACGGCCUUAGCGGAGCCAUGGUAGCUCUUCCCCAGAACACGUGCAACUUAUGAACCAGAGGUGAAUUCUAGACUGUGUACCAGGAUACAGAUGUUUGGGGGCUUACCAUGGAACUCCAUGGAAUGCUUUAGUUUGGGGGGGGGGGUCCAUGAUGGCACACAUUCCCACAUUUAAAACAGGGCUCUGUAGGGAGGGCAACUCCAUCUCAGACUGGGACUCAAAAUGGGGUGAGUGUGCUAGAGAACACCUGAGGUAGUCUUCUGGACAGUCUCAGGACUGCUCAGUGCUAAAACAAAAAACCAGUUGUCAGAGGGUUUUGAAGGGACAGGGUGUGGGAGGCUGGGGGGACCAGGUGGUGGGUAUUAGAGAGGGCAUGGAUUGCAUGAAGCACUGGGUGUGCUGCAAAAAUAAUGAAUACUGUUAUACUGAAAAUAAAUAAAAAGUUAAAAAAAAAAAAGUUGUCCAUUAUCUCUCUCACUACCACACUUGUACACUUGUAGCUUCUUGUCCAGGUUAUCAUUGACCCUACACUAUCUGAAUGUUGGGGGUCAGAGAAAGAAUGCAGAUUUGAUGCUGUGGAGGCCCUGAGUGGGACAAUAGGUGGGAAGGGGCCCCGGGCAGGGAGCCUGAAGAGGUGAGGAGGGGGUGCAGGAGACUCUAACAUCUAUGCGGACAGACCAGCCAGUAAUCCAGCCUGCCGGUUCCUACAUAAUCUCAUUUU